Cutaneotrichosporon oleaginosum is the source of this 1250-nucleotide messenger RNA. RefSeq lists its product as uncharacterized. Lineage: Eukaryota; Fungi; Basidiomycota; Tremellomycetes; Trichosporonales; Trichosporonaceae. Gene Ontology annotation, molecular function: translation release factor activity. Gene Ontology annotation, biological process: translational termination. The record is from RefSeq and is a predicted model, not a curated record. Gene Ontology annotation, cellular component: mitochondrion.
UGGUUAUCUUCAUGCCAUCGAGUAGAGUCAGUGGGAACUGGCGCAUGCAUGCUGGCCGCGGAGUCGGACAGACAUCAUCAGGCUGGCGGCUCGAGCAUGCGGCGGCAUGCUGACCUGCUCUCUGCAUGAGCAGAGGGAUGGUUCAGGCUCAAGCUUCUUCCGCUUCUGUGGAUGAGUUUCAGCAACUGACCAUUCUCCUCCACCACCAUGUCUUUCGUGCUCCCGCGUCUCGCGCGCGUAGCCGCAACCUCGCUGCGACGACCACUCGCGCACGCCACCCUCCACCCCGCCCCCCUCGCAGGCUGCAGUCACUGGCGCGGCAUGAGCCGGAAGGCGGAGCGUGUGUCGCGCGCGGAGGACGACGCGGCGGUUGAGAUCGGGCAGGACGCGCUCGAGGCCGACUUCUUCGCGGCCGAGGAGGUGGAGGCUGAGUGGGGCGAAGAGGUUGAGGACGGCGUGUUCGUCGAUGUGCCCGACUUCACGCACGCCCGGCAUGCGAAGGCUGCGGAGGCCGCUGAGAGUGCCGAGCCGAAGCCGCCGCCACCACCACGUCGUGUGCCGACUAGCAUCAAGCAGAUGAACCGCUUGCUCGGGCGGCAUCAGGUGCCGGAUUUGCCAGAGCAUGAGCUGGAUGAGAAGUUUGUGCGGGGCCGAGGACCCGGUGGACAGGCUAUCAACAAGACCAACUCUUCCGUCUGCCUUGUCCAUAUUCCCACCGGUAUUCGCGUGCAGGCGCAGCCGACGCGAUCCCGCGAGCAGAACCGUUAUGUCGCGCGCCAGAUUCUCAAGGACCGCCUAGACCUCAUGCGGGCGCGCGGCGAGCUGCCCAAUGCCGAUGGCAGCUAUUCGACGCCCAAGGCUGAGGCCGAAGGAUUGAGCAGGAAGGAGAGGCUGGCAGCCGAGGCGCGCACGUGGAGCAAGCAGGAGCUGCGGUGGGAGAAGGAGAGGAGGCGUAAGUUAAACCGCAAGAAGAAGGUCAACAAGCGCAAGAAGAAGGGGGCAGAAGACGAAGAGGAUGAGGUUGCUGAGUAAUGCAUGAGAAGAUGGUAUGGUUACAGUGGAUAACGACUAGCGCGAGUUGUUAUUUGGGACGGACUUGCGUGAGGUCGAUGUGCUCGAAGCCAUCGUCGUCCUCGUAGAGGACAAAGUAGGGGGCCUUGGGAGCCCGGGAUUCCGGAAUGACAGCGGCUUUAUUUACAGGCUGGCUCUUGCGCGCCCGCGCGACAAUCAUCGAGUCAAGAAGACCCUGG